Molecule: messenger RNA, 231 nt
Organism: Gongylonema pulchrum
Lineage: Eukaryota; Metazoa; Nematoda; Chromadorea; Rhabditida; Gongylonematidae
Source: the annotation of a GenBank genome assembly
AUGUUGGAGCCUCGUGACGAGGACGAUGGUCUUGCCGAACGUUUUCCACUGGUUUUUAUGGGUCGUCGAAGUCACUCUGCGGCACUGGCACAUAUUGCCUUCCAUGUGGUAACCCGUCUGCAACCGCGCAGCAUUGUUUUCAGAGCAAGUAAUUUGCUGCCAUGUCGUUGUAAGACAACGGUCGACGAAUGCCCAAUUCUAUUAGAUUUGAACAUAAUGGCCUUAGGAUAA